AUGGAGAGAUACAGUCAAUUCCGCGACAAAGGUACGGCUAUAGCGCCAUUCCUUCCUGUCCCUCCCCCACCGGUCGGCAUUAUCUGGCAGCCGCUAUACUUCUUCCUCUUCUGCGUGCGCGCACCCUUCUUCGUCGCCUUCUCACUAUUAUACUUCUGCAUUCUCGAAUGGAUUUCCGUGGGUAGGAGAUUGAAGUAUGGGGUGCUGUGGCUGAUGCUGGGCAUCCCUGGCGUGUGGUGGGUGGACUUGCAGGUUGACGGUGUCAAGAGAGGACAGUUACAUUCUGCGAAAGACAACCUCCCCAAAGCCGGCACAAUCAUCGCGUCCUCCUUCACGUCACCGCUCGACCCGCUCUACCUCGCCGGCAUCUUCCAGCCCAUCUUCACGCGCUCAUACCCCCACCACCGAAAAGUCGAACGUAUAACCCUCUUCCGCGCGAUAGUACACGCGUUCUCUCCGCCCGUCCUCUCUCCACCAGACGCCUCAAAGCUCGUCUCCCUCCAACAACUCACCGACGAGAACCCCAGCAGGAUAAUUUGCGUAUUCCCCGAAACAACCACAACAAACGGCAGGGGCAUCCUCCCACUAUGCCCCAGUUUGCUGAGCGCAGACGGCAAGACCAAGAUCUACCCUGUCAACCUCCGCUACACACCCCAAGACGUCACAACCCCCGUCCCGGGCGGCUACCCCUCCUGGUUCUGGGGCCUCCUCAGUAAGCCGUCACACCAAAUGCGCGUCCGCAUUGCUUCGCGCGUAUACAACAGUAGCAACCAAGACUCGCCGUCUCGCUCUACAUCGAAUUCGAAACAGAACUCUGUCAAGGCAUCGGGUUACGACGCGAACAUCUUCGAUCAACCGGACUUUAGGAACGGGUUCAGUGGCAAGCAUGGUGAGGCGGGUGAUGGCAUGGAUGUGGAUGUUGGUGGUCAGGUCAAUGGCGACGAUGGUGUUCUGAGUGAGAAGGAACAACAGGUCCUUGAGAGGGUUGCGGAGGAUUUGGCGAGGUUGGGCAGGGUUAAGAGGGUUGGCUUGGGGGUCGAGGAGAAGGUGGAGUUUUUGAAGGUUUGGGGGAGGAGGAAACGGUAG
Molecule: messenger RNA, 1086 nt
Organism: Alternaria metachromatica
Lineage: Eukaryota; Fungi; Ascomycota; Dothideomycetes; Pleosporales; Pleosporaceae
Exons: 3
Coding region: 1-1086 (361 amino acids)
Source: RefSeq, a predicted model, not a curated record